Molecule: messenger RNA, 243 nt
Organism: Iphiclides podalirius (scarce swallowtail)
Lineage: Eukaryota; Metazoa; Arthropoda; Insecta; Lepidoptera; Papilionidae
Source: the annotation of a GenBank genome assembly
AUGCAAGGCUUAAGUCUUCAAAGCUUGAAGAAGCAUAAGGCGCUGAUUCCUCUGUAUGUGUGUACGGGAGUAGGAUGUUUAGGAGCUAUGUUCUAUGUCAUAAGACUGGCAACACGAUCUCCUGAUGUUUCCUGGAACAAGAAGACCAACCCUGAACCAUGGCAAGAGUACAGGGAUAAACAGUACAAGUUCUACUCACCAAACAUAGACUACUCCAAGGAACAUUCACCUGCUCCUAAGUAU